This is a messenger RNA of Symbiodinium natans, 426 nucleotides long. NCBI's taxonomy places the organism in Eukaryota, Dinophyceae, Suessiales, Symbiodiniaceae. The record is from the annotation of a GenBank genome assembly.
GCGAAUGGACGCAGAAGAACACCAAGUGCUUGAAGAGCGCCUUCUUUGAGUAUGGCGCCUUGCUCUUCAGGGGCUUCCAGGUGGAAGACGCCCUCGGUUUCGAAGAGGUCGCGCUGGCCAUGAUACCAAACCUCGAGAAGGCAUACUUGGGCACGUCCCCACGAAGCCAAAUCCAGAACACGACCUACGUGUUUACCGCCGCGGACUUUGACUCUCAUCGGGCGGUGCCGGUCCAUCUGGAGAUGUCCUUUCGCGACUCACCGCCGGCAACACAGCUCUUCUACGCCAAGCAAGUUGACCAGUGGAGAGGAGGCGAAACGCCGUUGACCGACUUUCAGGCCGUUUGGGAGACGCUUUCUGGCGACCCAAAUCUGAGAUCAGAAUUCGCAGACGGGCGGGUGGAGUACCUCCGCAACAUGGACGAUU